This is a messenger RNA of Frankliniella occidentalis (western flower thrips), 741 nucleotides long. RefSeq lists its product as uncharacterized. Bases 82 to 741 code for a protein of 219 amino acids. Lineage: Eukaryota; Metazoa; Arthropoda; Insecta; Thysanoptera; Thripidae. The transcript has 6 exons. The record is from RefSeq and is a predicted model, not a curated record.
GUCACGGUAUCAUCCGUCUCAGUAUCCCGUCAGCGAGUAGUAAGUCUCAAGCCAGUGAACUGACCCAGUUUGUCGACUGUUAUGCCCACCUGGGUGAAACGAUCUGCAAAGAUGAUGCUGUCGUCGUGCGCGCAUGGUCCGCCAUUACACAUAUUCGUUGGUUUCAUCAUAAUUUGUAUUGGGGGAUGUGCAUCCACCGCGAAAACGGGAACGACGUAUGUUGCCCGCUGGCGUCAUGUUUCAUCUUGUCCUGCGAGUAUGAACCACGCAGCCAUGCUGCUUAACUACUCAGUGCUUCUAGACAGAAAAGGGGACGAACUUCUCACCGCAACGUUUCGCUGCACACGAGAUGCACAGAGUUUCACCAGCAUGACUGGGAUCAUCCGUCGGUGCAGAGGUGCUGCAGAACAAUGCGAGCAUUUUUCAAGAAUUGAAUGGAAGCAUGAUAUUUGCCCGAUGUUGCCCGUUAAAAAUGCUAUUUGGUCGUCGAUUGUUGAACAAUGGGAGCCCCGAAUGAUAUGCCCUUUUAAAAAGGAAAUAUAUACAGGAAGAAACAUGUCGUUCGACUACGAUUUCAUUUCAUCCGCUCUUGGCGUCCCGAAUGCAGCUGGUAUUUGGGGCUUAAAAGCUUUUUUACGUGAUGAAUAUGGUCUUGUUCACGUUUGCUUUGAUAUUUAUAUAGAAUUAAUUAAAAUAAGACGAAAACAUUAUUCCUUGAUCUUUUUAACAGUCGAUUUUUAA